This is a messenger RNA of Acaulospora colombiana, 153 nucleotides long. NCBI's taxonomy places the organism in Eukaryota, Fungi, Glomeromycota, Glomeromycetes, Diversisporales, Acaulosporaceae. The record is from the annotation of a GenBank genome assembly.
AGGCAGAACCUUGCUAGUACUCACAUGUUGUUCUGGAGAAGAUUAUCCAGGUCAAUACCGUGUUAUUAUCAUUCAUUUGUGCUGCCUCUUGGUCUUUGUCACUCCCUCAUCGGUUAUAAUGGCUCCUUGGCUCAUCCAUUGGCCACUUUGUAA